Naegleria lovaniensis is the source of this 498-nucleotide messenger RNA. RefSeq lists its product as uncharacterized. Gene Ontology annotation, molecular function: isomerase activity. The coding region runs from base 1 to 498 and encodes 165 amino acids. The record is from RefSeq and is a predicted model, not a curated record. The transcript has a single exon. NCBI's taxonomy places the organism in Eukaryota, Heterolobosea, Eutetramitea, Acrasida, Naegleriidae. Gene Ontology annotation, biological process: carbohydrate metabolic process.
AUGUCUCAAACGAGAAAUCUAGUAUUCAAGAAAAUUAUUGUGGGAUGCGACCACGCGGCUCUUGAUUUGAAGAAUUUGGUGGUACAAUAUUUGAAGAGCGUUUAUGCCUCAAAAUUAGAAGCUUUUGAGGAUGCUGGUGUUCACACAGAAGAUAGAGUGGAUUAUCCCGAUAUUGCUCAUCAAGUAUGCGAGAAAAUUCAAAACAAAGAAUAUGAUGGAGGAAUCUUGUUGUGUGGUACCGGAAUUGGAAUUUCUAUUGCAGCCAACAAACAUGAAGGAAUUAGAGCUGGACUUUGCCAUGAUGAUUACUCAGCUGAAAUGACAAGAAAACAUAAUAAUGCAAAUGUUUUGUGCUUCGGAGGAAGAACCACAGGCAUUGAAAUUGCAAAGAGAAUGGUUGAUAUUUUCCUCACAACUGAAUUUGAGGGAGGAAGACACGCCGACAGACUUGAAAAAUUGAAACUCACUGCAUGUGCUUCAUCGUCAUGCCAACAAUAA